Messenger RNA from Echinococcus granulosus, 1083 nucleotides. RefSeq names its product Severin. The record is from RefSeq and is a predicted model, not a curated record. Gene Ontology annotation, molecular function: actin filament binding. The transcript is spliced from 10 exons. The coding region runs from base 1 to 1083 and encodes 360 amino acids. NCBI's taxonomy places the organism in Eukaryota, Metazoa, Platyhelminthes, Cestoda, Cyclophyllidea, Taeniidae.
AUGUCCUCCUUCGAGCGCUCAUCCUCUAGGUCCAACGACUACGACGGCAGCGACGUCGAACACAAUGCUCGAUAUGAAGGCACCAAAGAUCAGGACAGUAAGGACCUGGAGUCGAGACGUGAGAAAGCAGAGGAGGAAGCGGCAUGGGAACCUGAUAUGAAAGUCAAACCUGUUGAAGCACAAGAUUAUGGAAUCUUUUUCAACGACGUCAUCUACGUUGUGCUGAAAGUGGCUAAUAAACAACGCAAAAUUUGCUACGAUCUUCACUUCUGGAUUCCCUACAGGCUAAUCAAAGAAAUUGGUCCUGAGCCUCCACAGAAGGUGAUGGAGUUGUCCGCACUGCUAAACGACCAAGUCGUCUACCACAAAGAAAUCGAGUAUUUCGAAUCUUCAAUUCUGAAGAAUUACUUCAAAACAUUCAUCGUUCUCCACGGUGGGCCUGAAACGGCGUUCGACGAGAAAGAGCCCAAGAAAUACAAACCGCGUCUUCUUAAGUUCAAAUUAAAUCGCAAUCGAGGAGAAUUACGGGAGGUGCCUCUUUCGAAGAAGGCGCUUCAAAGCCAUUACGUUUUUGUUCUCGACAAAGGUUUGUGCAUGCUUCAGUGGAACGGCAGCUUCUGCAGUGAGAAGGAUCGUUCAGGUGCAAGCCCACACAUCGAAAAUUUCCUGAAACGCCGCAAAGGAAAGCUGACGAGAGAAUUUUACGAUGAAGAGGACCUUUUGGGAAUCAAUCCCUUCACAAGUGUUCUGAGUGACGAUUCGGUUGACCCCAUGCCGACUCCUCCCCAAUACAUCGAUAAAGCCAUGCUCUCUGACGACGAUGGAAAGCUGAAACUGAUUCCAGUAUAUCAUGGACGUAUUUCUCGAAGUGGACUGGACCCAGCCGAUGUGAAUUUUAUUGACACUUUAGAUGGACUCUACAUCUACAUUGGACCAACGGCAUCGAAACGGGAACGUGAGGGUGUCUGGCGAGGGGCAGAAGAAUAUCUCAACUCUACGGUCUGUCCAACUCGUUCAAUUCACUGCCUCAAUGCAGGGGAAAAGUCGUUUGAAUUCAAUGAAAUUUGGGAUGAUUACAACUAG